AUGGAAUCUCCGUUGCAGUUUGCCUACCGGACCCAGAAGACCAUCGGCGUCUUCGACGCCGCUCCGGUCUACGAGCCUCUCGCCGGCUUCAAGAAACCCGAAGGAAAUCUGCGCUGCAGCGACUACUCGCCCUGCGGCCGCUUCUUCGGCUGGGCCUCGCCCGAAUCGGUGACGGUCAUCGACACCUCGACGGGCCUCGAGCUCCUCAAUUUGCCUCUCCUGAACGUCUACGAGCUCGGCUUCUCGCCGCUCGGAACCUUCAUCAUCACGUGGGAACGCCCCGCCAAGGAUGAAGCCGGAGACGCCACCAAGAACCUCAAGGUCUGGCGCACCGUCGAGGAGGACGUCGCGCCGGCCGACAAGCUGCCCCUCGGCCGCUGGGUCCAGAAGCAGCAGGGAGGCUGGAAUCUCCAGUACACGGCCGACGAAAAGUACUGCGCGCGCCUCGUCACCAACGAGGUCCAGUUCUUCGAGAGUCACGAUCUCGUCACCGUCUGGAACAAGCUCCGCGUCGAGGGCGUGGCCACCUUUGCCCUCGCGCCCGGGACGCAGAACCACGCGGUGGCCGUCUUCGUGCCGGAGCGCAAGGGUCAACCGGCCGUCGUCAAGGUCUACAACGUGCCGCUCUUCCAGAACCCCAUAUCGCACAAGACCUUCUUCAAGGGGGACAAGGUUCAGCUGAAGUGGAACAAGCGGGGCUCCAGCAUCCUCGUCCUCGCCCACACCGACGUGGACAAGUCGGGCAAAAGCUACUACGGCGAGACGACCCUCUACCUGCUCAGCACCAACGGAGCCUUCGACGCCCGCGUCACCCUCGACAAGGAAGGCCCCAUCCACGACGUCUCGUGGUCGCCCAACUCGCGCGAGUUCGGCGUCGUCUACGGCUACAUGCCCGCCAAGGCCACCAUUUUCAACGAUCGCGCCGUCGCCAAGCACUCGUUCCCCCUCGGACCCCGCAACACCGUCACCUUCUCGCCCAGCGCGCGCUUCGUCCUCGUCGCCGGCUUCGGCAACCUCGCCGGCCAGAUUGACGUCUACGACCUCGAGAAGGACUUCCGCAAGGUCUGCACCAUCGAGGGCGGAAACCCCAGCGUCUGCGAGUGGAGCCCCGACAGCCGGUACAUCAUGACGGCCACGACGUCGCCGCGACUGCGCGUCGACAACGGCGUCAAGCUCUGGCACGUCGGCGGCGGCAUCAUGUACAACGAGGACAUGGUCGAGCUCUACAACGUCGUCUGGCGACCGGCGGCGGCGGAGAAGGCCGUCGCCGGCAACCCCCUCGACCCCGUGCCGACGCCUCACUCGUCGGCCGCCACCUACCUGGGCACGGUGAAGACACCGAGCAAGCCGGCGGGCGCCUACCGUCCGCCCGGUGCCCGCGGCCUCGCCACGCCUCUGCACUUCAAGCGCGAGGACGAGGGCGGCGUCGCCCACACGGUGAGCAACGGCACGCAGAACGUCGGGCCCAACGGCUUCGGCCCACGCCGGCGAGGUCCCGCCAACGGCAACGACCGCGAGUUUCGGAGCCGCUCGAGGAUGAAUGACAAUGCCGGCCGCGGCAACACGCCGUUCGGCGUCCGCGGCGAUUCCGCCGCUCAGCCGGGUGCCCUUGCGCAGCAGGACGCCCAGAGUUCGAACCCCGCCGCCGCGCCCGACGCCCAGAGUUCGAAUGCCAAGAAGGUUCGGAGCCUCCAGAAGAAGGUUCGCGCCAUCGAGGAUCUCGAGAUGCGCCUCGCCGGCGGGGAGAAGCUCGAGGAUACGCAGCUGAAGAAGAUCAACACCAAAUCUUCGGUGCUCAAGGAGCUGGAGUCGCUCGAGAGGGAGUUGGAGCUCGCCGACGACAUCGAAUCUGACGUCGCCACUUCUGGUCCAUUUCUGCACGUUGCCAACGGCUCCCUCCUCGUCUCUCCUCCCUCCGACCUCUUCGUCUACACUGCCCCCAAAGCUCAACUUUGCGUGGCAUCUGCCGCCGUUGUCAACCUGGCUGCCCUCGAAUCCAAGGCCUUCGGCAGAGCUCCAGUAGAGCUGGCCGGAAUGGCCAAGCCAAGCGCCGAGUCGAUCGAGGACUACGAUUAUGAAUCACUCCCCCCCAACUUCUCCCUGCUCCAAAACAUGGUUGCGGGAGCCUUUGCUGGCAUAGCCGAGCACACUGCCAUGUAUCCUAUCGACGCCAUCAAGACCCGAAUGCAAGUGCUCAACCCCAAUACCACGACGGUGCCGACUGGGCUGUUGAGGAGUACCUACCAGAUGGCUUCGAGCGAAGGGUUUUUCAGCCUCUGGCGUGGCAUGUCUAGUGUCAUCGUCGGCGCCGGACCUGCGCACGCCGUCUACUUUGCCACAUACGAGGCCGUAAAGCAUGCCAUGGGUGGUAACCAAGCGGGUGUUCAUCAUCCUCUUGCCGCUGCCACGAGCGGCGCUGCCGCCACGAUUGCAAGCGACGCCUUUAUGAACCCGUUUGAUGUCAUCAAGCAGCGAAUGCAGAUUCAAAACUCGAGCAAGAUGUACCGCUCCAUGGUCGAUUGUGCCAAGUAUGUGUACAAACACGAAGGCAUCGGCGCCUUUUACAUUUCCUACCCGACAACACUCUCCAUGACGGUGCCCUUUACGGCACUUCAGUUCUUGGCAUACGAGUCCAUCUCGACGGCCAUGAACCCGCAGAAGGACUACGACCCAGUGACGCACUGCCUCGCCGGUGCUGUUGCCGGUGGUUUUGCCGCCGGCCUCACGACGCCCAUGGACGUGAUCAAGACGAUUCUGCAGACGCGUGGCACGUCUUCCGACCCUCAAGUCCGAAACGUCCACAGUUUCGUCGGCGGUUGCAAACUGCUCUACCGAAGAGAAGGCUUUCGCGGCUUCUUCAAGGGCGUACGGCCGAGGGUGGUGACGACGAUGCCGAGCACGGCCAUUUGCUGGUCGGCUUAUGAAUUUUCAAAGGCCUACUUCAUCAAGCGCAACGACACGUUGUAG
Messenger RNA from Drechmeria coniospora, 2967 nucleotides. Its product is annotated as eukaryotic translation initiation factor subunit eIF2A. Gene Ontology annotation, cellular component: cytosolic small ribosomal subunit. The transcript is spliced from 12 exons. Gene Ontology annotation, molecular function: translation initiation factor activity; tRNA binding; ribosome binding. The record is from RefSeq and is a predicted model, not a curated record. Gene Ontology annotation, biological process: translational initiation. NCBI's taxonomy places the organism in Eukaryota, Fungi, Ascomycota, Sordariomycetes, Hypocreales, Ophiocordycipitaceae. The coding region runs from base 1 to 2967 and encodes 988 amino acids.